Molecule: messenger RNA, 1470 nt
Organism: Colletotrichum truncatum
Lineage: Eukaryota; Fungi; Ascomycota; Sordariomycetes; Glomerellales; Glomerellaceae
Product: mitochondrial 37S ribosomal protein uS5m
Biological process (GO): translation
Cellular component (GO): ribosome
Molecular function (GO): structural constituent of ribosome; RNA binding
Source: RefSeq, a predicted model, not a curated record
AUGAACGCGGUACGCCCGGCCCGGGGCGUCCUGUCGAGAUGCGUAUCCGCUUCCUCGAGCAGCACUGCUCCGGCACUGCCCAUCCGCCUAUUCCACAGUUCCGCUAGCCGGUCGACACGGAGAAGAUCGAGGUUCAAGAAUGUUACCGCCGAGAAGAUGGGUCUGACAACCCCCGAAGCGAUCGAUGAGUAUGCGAAGCGGCGGUUCCCCGAGUACACCCCGGAAGAGAAGGAGGCAUUGCGGCAAAAGUACACACCCGAGCAGAUGGAAGCCCUCGAGGCGGCGGAGGACGCCAUUGACCCCAAAGAUCUGGCUGUCCAGGGCCGGUUACGUGUCGAUCCGUACAAACAGAACUACAUUGAGGAUUUUGCGACCAUUCAACCCGUCAUUGAUAUGAAACCUCAGAAGCCGGUGCAGCCACGAGAGGUAGAGUGGCUCCCGAGAAGGGAAUGGGUCGACAACUACGUCGAGAAGAUGGCAGAUCGGGUCGAGGUUCAGCUCAAAGACUCCAUGGGCAAGGCCUAUGCUAGAGCUCUGCGCAAAAUCAAGAAGACGAACCCCGACAAGCUCGACUUUACCGAGGAGGAGCUGAAGGAGCUUGAGUCCAAUCCGGAGCUGCGUAGGAAGUUUUUGGUCGACGAGGACACCGAUAUCCUCGGGAAGAAAUCGUCGAAGAAGACCAGUGAGGCUCUGGACAGUGAAUGGCUGAGCAAGCUUGAUCAGGAAUUCUAUAAGGAGCUUGAGCAGUCGUUCAGCACGGAUGAGAACCCCCUCGAGACGUCCCGCCUGGAUUCAUGGAAGGCCAUGGAGGGUGAGGACGGUGACUCGGCGCUGGCACCCAAACUUGGCAAGGUUGAGGGUGUCAAGGGCCUCUACACCCCUGAGGACGCCGAGGAAGAUGACCUUGAUCCCACGGGAGACUUUGCCAAGAUUAAGGCGGUUACCGGUAUCAAGAUCGCCGACCUCCAGACUCUCAUUACCAAGCCCAUCGUCGUCCGUCAGGUGCACAACCAGACCCGUCUGGGUAAAAUCCGAAGUGUUUCCGUCAUUGUUGUUGCUGGUAAUGGUAACGGCAGACUCGGACUGGGAGAGGCCAAGUCGACGGAUUUCGCCGUUGCCAGGACCACAGCCAGAAUGUUGGCUAUCCGCAACAUGAAGCCGAUCCGGAGGUACGAGAACCGUACCAUCUACGGCCAAGUCGAGAAGAAGAUUUCCGGAACUGUCGUGAGACUUCAGUCUCGUCCUCCAGGUUUCGGACUCCGCGUCUCCCACCGCAUCUUCGAAAUGGCCCGCCUUGCCGGUAUCCACGAUCUGGCCGCCAAGAUCCUCCGAUCCAAGAACCCUUACAACACGGUCAAGGUCGUGUUUGAGUGUCUCACAAACCAGCCCGACCCUGAGCAGAUUGCUAUUGGUCGUGGAAAGAAGCUGGUUGACGCCAGGAAGGUGUACUAUGGCGGCUCUGUAUAUUAA